Messenger RNA from Brassica rapa (field mustard), 2615 nucleotides. RefSeq lists its product as uncharacterized. Lineage: Eukaryota; Viridiplantae; Streptophyta; Magnoliopsida; Brassicales; Brassicaceae. The record is from RefSeq and is a predicted model, not a curated record.
GUGUUGAACUGAAGAGAAGAUAGAGCUUGUACAAUAAUAGGGCAAGCUCUAGAAGAUGUCCAGAAGAGUUCAAUCAAGCUUCAGAGGUGUUCUGAAGUAGUUAUCUUGUGAAGUUAAGUCUAGGAAAGACUUAGACUGAUCAUGUGAAGGCUGUGAAGGAGUUAGAGAGAAGAUGGAAGUAUGGUGCAAAGAUAGGGCGUUCAGUACGGCCUUGUACGGUCUAGGGUGAGCCAUGAAGAUGUCUAGUGCAACCAAGAAGGAAGAUAGGGCAAUGUACAAAGAUAGAGCGAGUGGUACGGACAGGAGGUCCGUACCAUCGACCGUACAGUCCACUCCUCACGCCCAUGUCAUCCGGUUAACCCCAAAUCUUGAUGUGCAAUGUGUGGGCGGUUCAAUCUGAUCUUAAGUGACCGUUUGGGAUACUUGGAGGGAAAGGAAGAUUCAAAUGGAUAAGGUGAGCUGUUGGUAUGAGCUGGAAAGGUAAAGGUGCUUUACCUUUACGGCCUUGACUCAUCUUAUCCAUCCAAUUCAAAUGAAGCAAUCUGAGCCCUUUACCUUGAGUCAAAUCGCCAGCUAGCUCCAGCAACAUCAAGACCAGUCUUCUCUCAUCCUCACCAUCCAUUUUAUCUUGUAUUUACAGCCUUAGGAUCUAGGUUUGUGAUAUGAGUUGUGUAAAGGCAUAUAUAAGCCUCUUAUGAUCACUUUGUAAACCCUUAAGCUGAGAGAGUCUCUCUUCUUCAUAAACUUGUUCUUUGUUCUUAUUCUCUGGUUACUAAGUCACUUAAACUUGUCACUAAGUCUCUCUAAAUCUCCCAUACUCUCUUUGAUUCUCUUAAACUCAUUUCUAUUCUUCAUACUUCAUCAUACAACAAUCUCUCAUCUGUUCUUACAUCACUCAAGUACUGGUACUCUGAAAACCUCAUAUGGUAUCAGAGCCAGGUUGCUCAGACUCCUGGUGAAGACUUCCGCAACAAACACAAGCUCCAGCUCACGCCAGUUCAGCUCAGUUCACUCAGCCCCAAGCGCCAGCCUUUGAAGAAGUUCCUUGACAGUUUUGCUCUUUCCAGUCUCAAGAUGGAGUCCAAAAGAGUCAUUGUCAUCCCAGUCACUCUCAAAGGCCCCAACUACCUUCUCUGGUCACGCCUAGCCAAGACAGCCAUAGGAGGAAAGGGUUUAUGGAGCCAUUGCAUCUCAGAUGCUCCAAACCACUCCAAAGGUGUCGCCACACAAGCUGAAGGUGAAGCAAGUUCCAAACCGGUCUCUGAAGACAGAUGGCUACAAGAAGACCUUACUGUCCUCUCCAUACUCCACAGCUCCUUGGAUCCAUCCAUUCUUGAAGCCUACUCCUACUGUGAGAGUGCUAAAGAGCUUUGGAGUACACUUAAGAAGAUCUAUGGAAACCUGUCCAACCUCAGCCGAGUCUUUGAGAUCAAGAAGGCCAUCAACAACAUGUCCCAAGAAGAAGAGGAGUUCACUACUCAUCUAGGAAGGUUCAGAGCCCUUUGGUCUGAGCUAGAGAUGCUUAGACCUCAAUCAGUUGAGCCGGACGUGUUGAAUGAAAGAAGGGAGCAAGAUAAAGUGUUUGGGCUGCUCCUAACUCUCAGUCCCGCCUUCAGCGACCUCACCAAACAUCUACUGAGGUCUGAGAAGCUACCUACCCUUGAAGAAGUGUGUGCUCAAGUCCAAAAGGAGGAGGGCUCACACGGAUUGUUUGGAGCAAAGGAACCACUUACCUUUGCUUCACACGCUGAAGGAAGCUCUCAGUCCAUGAAGCCGGUGUACAAGAAGGGGGAUAGAAGAGGCCUGAAGUGUGAGCAUUGCAAAAGGGAUGGACACACCAAGGAGAGGUGUUGGAUACUGAAUCCAAGCCUCAAACCUGCCAAGUUCAAGUGAACCGUGCCCAUGGAGGUUCAAGAGAUCAGCUCGGAUCUCUUGUUUGUAAGCAAACCUCCUAACCCUUAAUAAGAGCUUGUGUCUUUAUUUAUUGUGCUGUGAGUGGUGUCUAGAGUCCCAGAAUCUCAUGUCUUGUUAUUGCAUUGUCUUGUGUGUUGCCAUAGCUUGAAUCAUCAUGAAUGUGUUGCAGAAUUGAGUAGAAUGUCUCUACUGCUUGCAUCAUGUUUGAAAAGCUGUUUUGCAUACAUAAGCAUGUCUCAUAUUGUCUAAGUUCAAUCCGAGUGUGUACUGAUGCUAAUGCCUAUGUUUAAUCCAUCAAUGAAAGUCUAGCAUCAAUUAGAAAUUGUCUAAGUUGCUUGCAUCAUUGGUUUUGAUUGAAACUGUUGUGCAUAGCUUUUAUAUGGCUCAUGGAUUGAACCUGUUGCAUUCAUAUAGUUAAUGCUUUAGGAUUGUGCAUUCAUGAAUUGAUGCAUUUAAAAACUAGCCUAAAGUGUCAAUGUAUUGGUAAAGCUUGCAUUGUCAUUUUAGAGAUUGAAAUCUGCUUGUUCUUGCCUUGAUUGAUUGGCUUGUUUCAAGUUUAUAUAUUGUUGUGGCAUUGGUGAUCAAACAGGAUGAAUUAUCUUGGUUUGAUCCCAAUGGGAUGAUCUGAUCUUGCAUUGAGUUGUGGUGGUGUUAGGUACACAAGGAAAGUGAUACAUGUAACUCGCCAACAGCCAAGAAUG